AUGACGAAGCGCGCCCUGAACGUCCUCCUCGCCCUCCCCGACUCCUCCACCCUCGAAUUUGGCCACAGGAUCGCUGCCCGGCUGCACCGCAUUCCCGAUGUUUCGCUCCAGGUCAUCGCUGGCCAUGAAUUCCCACCAUCCUCCCACGUAGUGCCCCCCGCACUCGAGCCUGUGUGGCACCGUUACGACGUCGACAGCAACGCGAGACCUGAGUGGCAGCACGCAGACUACGCCGACACAAAGGUCGCCGAGUACUGCCAGUGGGCCCAUCUACUCGUGUUGGCACCCCUCGACGCCGAAAACAUAGCCCGCAUGCUGCACGGCUUCACCAGUAACUUGCAUCUUCAGGUGCUGCGUAGCUGGGAUGUCUCGAAGAAAAUCUUACUCAUACCGGCCAUGUCCACCCUCAUGUGGGAGCAUCCUAUGUCGAAGAAGCAAAUUAGCAAGAUCCGGAGGAAAUGGAAUUGGAUACGAGUGCUGCCACCGUACCUAUGGACCUUCGAUCACAUGGGGCGAAAGUAUCAGCUUUGGGAGGGACAUAAGGCGUUCAAUGAAUCCAUCCAGACCCAGAUUGACCUGAUGGCUGUGGGUGACGGCCGCAUCGCAUUGCCGAUAGCUCACAUGCCUACCCUGACACCGACAAAGAGUAAAGGGCCUCGUCUACCCCCAGAAUUAUGGUCUAUCAUUUUAGAGUAUACAGAAGAUUGGGAGCUCGCGGCUAUGCUGAAUGUUCGCACGGCGCUUCCCGUCCCGCCAGAGUGGCGCCAGGCCGCUAGCGAAGAGGGACCAAAGAACCAAAUGCAGAGACUCGAGUGGAUGCUGUUGACUGGGACUUACGCGGAUAUCAGAGCCAUGCUUGAUGCGGAACCACCCACGCGCAUAUCGCGCCUUUGCAUCGAGCUUAUCAUGCGCUUCGCCAUGGUACCUGUCUUGACCCACCUGGAAAAUGCACACAAAGACCUCUUUUGGGGCACGUUUGGACAUGCCUUUCUUCCUCACAAAGCAUCCAUGUUCGGCAGGAUAGAGAUCCUGGAGUACUGGAGAACGUCGCCAACCUUUCUCACCAAAGAGUAUUCUACAGAGGCUAUAGACAGCGCAAGCCGCUCCGGUUCGAUCCAGGCCCUAGAUUGGUGGUUUGACUCGGGCCUGCCACUGAAGUUUACUGAGUCCGCUCUAGAGGCUGCUAGCUCACAAGGCCACAUCGAAGUUUUGAAAUGGUGGAAAGAGCACAGUCGAUACCGCUCCGAACCCGCGCCACCCCCGUCACCCACGCAGAAGAAAGACGAGGAGAAGAAUAGGCGGCCACUCUUGUCGCUCAAGGUGGGCAAGUCUAUCACGUACGCCACCCAGGCAGGUUGCCUCCCCGCUGUCAUUUUUUGGGUGGAAUCCGGUAUUCCCUUCUCUCACGAGGACACCAUCGCGAAGCUUGCCUCUGCUCACGGUCACACUCGCAUACUCAACUACUGGCACAGACAUUGCGGGGAGAAGAUGUUGUUCGACAACCAGGUUCUUGUUGGCCCCACCAAGAUGGGACACGCAGAAGUGCUGGAAUGGUGGAAGCGUAGCGGCUUACGAGUGGAGUACAAAACAUGCGACAUCGAAGAGGCACUGGAGGAUGGCGUAGAGGGCGAGGCUGGCGAGGAUGUGAGGAAGUGGUGGGCUCGCAAUGGGCUGAACCUGGGCGUAGGCACAAGCGAGUGGAUGAGGGUCAAAGUACUCGGAUCCUGA
This is a messenger RNA of Didymosphaeria variabile, 1728 nucleotides long. RefSeq lists its product as uncharacterized. The coding region runs from base 1 to 1728 and encodes 575 amino acids. Gene Ontology annotation, cellular component: phosphopantothenoylcysteine decarboxylase complex. Gene Ontology annotation, biological process: coenzyme A biosynthetic process. Lineage: Eukaryota; Fungi; Ascomycota; Dothideomycetes; Pleosporales; Didymosphaeriaceae. The record is from RefSeq and is a predicted model, not a curated record. The transcript has a single exon. Gene Ontology annotation, molecular function: phosphopantothenoylcysteine decarboxylase activity; FMN binding.